Gorilla gorilla gorilla (western lowland gorilla) is the source of this 4005-nucleotide messenger RNA. RefSeq names its product gonadotropin releasing hormone 1 (gene GNRH1). Gene Ontology annotation, molecular function: gonadotropin-releasing hormone receptor binding; gonadotropin hormone-releasing hormone activity. Bases 3554 to 3844 code for a protein of 96 amino acids. The record is from RefSeq and is a predicted model, not a curated record. NCBI's taxonomy places the organism in Eukaryota, Metazoa, Chordata, Mammalia, Primates, Hominidae. Gene Ontology annotation, cellular component: extracellular region. The transcript is spliced from 4 exons. Gene Ontology annotation, biological process: reproductive process; multicellular organism development.
CAUGUCUGUACACAUAGGUAAAAAUACAGCUGUUGGGAUGACAGGAAAAAGGUUUUAAAUCAAAAUUAAACUAGCUGGAUUAUCUGCAUUAAUAAAAUUUGGUACUCAAGUAACUAAGCAAUACUAUCUAUUGUAGUCUAGUUCUUUCAACUAUAGUCUCAAGGAAAUUCUGGUAGAAAAUGUUGUAAAUUAAUUAUUCUUAUGAAGGGUUCAAUCAUAAAUCAAGACUUGGAAUAUUUUCUCCAUUUCAUUUUAUGACUCUUAUGUGUACUGUAAAUCUGCCCUAUGUCAACUUUAAAUCAUCUUUAAUAUAUGGAAAAAACUUAGAAUUGCACUAAGUAAGUCCCCAAGGAAGAAUUACCUUUAAAAUUAAAAGGUUCAUUACUACAAAGAAAAGUGGUUACAUUAUUUCAGUAUAAAGCACCUUAUCCAAGGAUUAAUUCUCUGAAACCCUUUUACAACCUGAUUAGACAUGUCAGCAGGAGUUAACCUUAAGUGCUUCCUGCUGAGAUUUUACAUUAGGGCAAGAAAAGAUUUUUUUCAUCUGUCAUUUCAGUGAGAUUAUGAGAUCAUCGCUGUAAUAAUUUUGAGGUGUUUUGAUGUUGAUGAAGCAGUUUUUUCUCUAAAGCCAUUCUUUCAAAUUUAGAAAAAAUAUGACAACUAUAAAAUCCAAUUAUUUAAACCCAAUUUAUUAUAUUUAACUUUUUGAUAAAUUGACCUAACCAUGGAAUCCUUAAAUGGUUUUGUCAUUCAAUAUCAAAAACUCAUUAAUUGCAUAGUGGCUUGAUAACCUAUUUGGUGCUAUAGAAAGUAAGACAAAACAAAGUUGACUCUUGCCUUGAGAUCUGUGUGACCUAAGACAAUGCUAAUGGAGACUUUAAGGACAACAGCAUAUUGGAUGAAUUCAUAGACCAUAUUUGUGAUGGUUAAUACUGAAUAUCAAUUUGAUUGGAUCGAAGCAUGCAAAGUAUUGAUCCUGGGUGUGUCUGUAAAGGUGUCGCCAAAGGAGAUUAACAUUUGAGUCAGUGGGCUGGGGAAGGCAGACCCACCCUUAAUCUGGGUGGGCACCAUCUAAUCAGCUGCCAGCAAAUAUAAAGCAGGCAGAAAAACGUGAAAAGUCUAGAUGGGCCUAACCUCCCAGCCUACAUCCUUCUCCUGUGCUGGAUGCUUCCUGCCCUCGAACAUUGGACUCAAAGUUCUUCAGCUUUGGGACUCAGACUGGCUUUCCUUGCUCCUCAGCUUGCGGACGGCCUACUGUGGGACCUUGGGAUCGUGUGAGUUAAUACUUAAUAAACUCUCCUAUGUGCGUGUGUUUGUGUGUGUGUGUGUGUGUGUAUUCUGUCCCUCUAGAGAAUGCUGAGUAAUACAGUAUUGCUGUGUUCAUCUUAAUAAUUUCAAAACAUUUUUCAAAAAUUUAAUCCCAACUGUUAGAAAUAACCUACAAGAAAUCCAGUGAGGCCUACCUACCCAGAGAUAAGUGAUUCACCUGACAAUAUGCAUCACAAGUCUUAACUCUCAUUUCAUUAGUCCUAUCCAGAGACCACAUUUUCUACUUAAGCAAUACUUAGAGGCACAUCUCUCAGCAAACACAAACCAAUUGGACAACUUAAACUAGCACUAUUCAACCAUAAUGAACUCUUGUUGAAAAACAGUCUGUCCCUACUUGCAUAUUGUAGUGAGAUGAGAUUCCACUCUUCAUGUCAGAAUGGCAUUUACAUGAGUCAGUGUCUAAAUGAAAUAAUUUAAAUGGAACAAAGUCAAAUACUUACGUUUUAUUUUUAAAUUCUCCUCUAUUUGCAGUUAUACUUUAAAGUGUACUCCCUUCUCUAUCCUAUCAUGAGGACUGGACAGCCUCCACAGAGAUGGCUGGACAAAGCAAGGGAAUUUACUUAGUGAUUUGCAUAUUUAACUCAAUAAGCAUCUACUGAAAUGAGUUGAUCUGUUGAUGUAAGUCUGCUCAAUAUGGUCUUGCUCUCGGAAUAUGUUUCUUGCCUUUUUGAUGCUUUAGAAGGCUUUCAAGGUAAGUCAAGCAGGGAACCUGGUGGGUAGAUGAGGGAAUUUUCAAACACACAACUGUCAGAUUUAGGAUCCUACAUAAACUUGGUAUAUAGUGUCACUUACUUGUAAAUCAGAUUUUUAAAAUUGGAAGCAACUCUGUGAUCAUCUAGUCCAUCUAGUCUACACCCUCCCUUUUACAAAUGAAGAAUCCAAGAGCCAGAAGCUCCCAGACAUCCUGACUCAAUGUCCUGUAUUUGUUGUAUAGCCUCCUUUGUGGAAGUUAUGUAUGCAUCUGACUUCACUUAAUCUAAGACAUCUAUUUUCCUUGAAAUCUUGAUAGGUCUGCUGGUUUCCUCAAGGGAAUCCAAUCUAGCUGGAUUUUAAUCUCUUUGAAUUGUGUCCUCAGCUAUAAAAGUUUUAGCUGAGGUUUUAAUGGCUGCACUUAAGUAAAUCUAACAGAUAUACCAGGGGGUGUUCCAAUUACAUACACCAUUAAAGGGCUUUAUGUGAGGAUUUUUAAAAAUUACCAUUAAAAAAAAAAAGCAUAGUCCAUUUGCAGUAUAAUUUACCAGCAGGAAAGAUUUCAAUGUCCUGGAAAAAUUCCCUAUAAAAAGGAAGAUAGGAAAACAGAAAAGUCACAGUACUCAACCUACUUCAAGGGAAGCUUGGGAUCUUUUUGGCUCUCUGCCUCUAAACAGGUAAAAGGCUUUGUAUUAUUUCUAGCACGAGUUUUUCUUUUUUAGAUUGCAUGCUAUUGUAUGUCUACAGGGCAUUUGACAGCCCAAGGGCUAAAUCCAGGUGUGACGGUAUCUAAUGAUGUCCUGUCCUUCACUGUCCUUGCCAUCACCAGCCACAGAGAUCCAGGCUUUGGGGAAUCCCACAGCUUAUCGACCAGUGUUUGAUUUAGUCUUUAGCCUCUUUCCCAUCAAAUGAAAAUUAACUUGGAGACACAUUUCAUUAGAAAAUUAGAGGCCCCCUUGGCUAGGAAGGCAUCUGGUCUGGGACUAACUACUUUGAACAGUGUUGAGUCCUCUCUCCCACAGAUGGUUCAGCCAGCAGUAAUGCUAGGAAGACUGAAGGAUAAAUAGAAAAAUGUCAUUAGUACCAUGGGGUAGCCAUCUAAUGUCAAGCAAUUUUAUAUUAGCCAGAGAUUCCUAGUAGGAGCUACUUUUCUUAACAGAUGACUCAGUUCUCUUUAUCUCAGGAAUGAAAGAGUUGAAGACCAAUCCACAACAGGGGAAAUGUUAAGGCAAAAUGAUGAACUUGAUAAGGGAUGAAUUAUGGGGUUUGGAUAACCAAACAAUAAAAAAAAAGUAUAGACUAUUUUAGUACUAAAAAGGUCCUGAACAUGUGAGCUUAAGUACUCAUUUUGUCCCCAGUGGCUAAGAAACUAAAGGCAAGCCAGCAGGUGUCUCUGAGUUUCAGUGUCUGUAUGUAAAAACUGACUCUGACUUCCAUCUUCUGCAGGGUUAGUGAUACAGAUGCUAGCUUUUUCACUAAAGAGGUCUUUUAGUUUAUACUCAACCUUGUCUGGAUCUAAUUUGAUUGUGCAUUCAUGUGCCUUAGAAUGAAGCCAAUUCAAAAACUCCUAGCUGGCCUUAUUCUACUGACUUGGUGCGUGGAAGGCUGCUCCAGCCAGCACUGGUCCUAUGGACUGCGCCCUGGAGGAAAGAGAGAUGCCGAAAAUUUGAUUGAUUCUUUCCAAGAGAUAGUCAAAGAGGUUGGUCAACUGGCAGAAACCCAACGCUUCGAAUGCACCAUGCACCAGCCACGUUCUCCCCUCCGAGACCUGAAAGGAGCUCUGGAAAGUCUGAUUGAAGAGGAAACUGGGCAGAAGAAGAUGUAAAUCCAUUGGACCAGAAGGAGUGACCAUUACUAACAUGACUUAAGUAUAAUUCUGACAUUGAAAAUUUAUAACCCAUUAAAUACCUGUAAAUGGUGUGAAUUUCAGAAAUCCUUACACCAAGUUGCACAUAUUCCAUAAUAAAGUGCUGUGUUGUGAAUGAA